UUGUAUUUUUAUCAGUUCUCAAGUUUCAUUGCAAAGCUUCUUCCGAGGCUUCUUCUUAGCUUCGAAAUUCAUCUAGCAUAACAAGAAAUACAAAGAUAUCAAACGCUUAAUUUUUCAUCAGCAUGAAACACGGCAUUCCCAAGUUGUUCUCUAUGAUCUUACCGAUACUGUUAGCUUUAACAUUGGUUAGCUUUGAUGGAAUCUUAUCUGCAGCAAGCGACGAAAUGAUUGAACCAAAAAUGGAUCACUCCUUCAAGAAAAAUCAAUCAGAGAGGCGUGAUCAUCAUGACAGUUACCAAGGCGGUUACAAUGAAUAUCUUCGACAUCCGUUGAAAUCACACGACAAGCAUAAGAGACCCAGACCAAAUUAUGGAGCCCCUAAAUCACAACACGGGCCACCCAAGGGACAAUACGGUGCACCCAAGCCAAACAAUAAGGCUUCACCAUUUCCGGGUUAUAGCCAAUCAGCUUACAACCCAUCUUCGUACAGUCCUUAUUCGGAUCACAGUCCUCCAGAAUACAGUCACCCAGAUUAUAGUUCAUCUGAAUAUAGUUCUGCCUCUUACAGUCCUCACGCUUACAGUUCCCCAGUCUACAAUCCCCCAGCACCUUAUUCUCCCCCAUACGCUACAAGCUAUGAUCCCACAGCUUACUCCCCUUCCAUUUAUCCUGAAACACCGUCGGCUUAUUACAACGAACCUACUUAUCCUCCCCAAUAUUCAGAUCCUGCAUAUCCCUACAAAAACAGUGCAGAUACAGAUAAAGGUGGCUAUAAGGGAGUCUCUAAUAACGACAACAAUAAUGGAUUCGCAAAUUUUGAUGAUUUCUUCAAGCAAACCCAGAAGUUUAAACAAUUUUAAUUUAGAUCUUUAUUUUUUUUUAUUGACUCAAUAAGAAAGUUACGGAAUUAUAUUUCCUCAUUCAAUUGUUAUUUGUUUAUCAUACUACGGUUUCAGCCCCAGUUGAUGAAUGACGCUUAUUGUGUUAUUGAUAGAAUAAAAAAAUGUUCUAAAUUA
This is a messenger RNA of Daphnia pulex (common water flea), 1016 nucleotides long. Its product is annotated as proline-rich extensin-like protein EPR1. Bases 123 to 860 code for a protein of 245 amino acids. The record is from RefSeq and is a predicted model, not a curated record. The transcript has 2 exons. NCBI's taxonomy places the organism in Eukaryota, Metazoa, Arthropoda, Branchiopoda, Diplostraca, Daphniidae.